UAAGCGUGCUGCCCAAGCAGUUGAGUCCACUUUUAUUUUCAAAUGAUUUUAUGUUUUGCAUAAAUAGAUUUGGGGAGUCCAACUAGCUAGCUCCCACACAUUGAUAUCUGAGACAUGGCAGAUCAGGUGAAGCUAUAUGGAGUCUGGAAUAGUCCAUUUAGUUGCAGGGUGAUAUGGGCUCUGAAGUUGAAAGGCAUACCAUAUGAUUACAUAGAGGAAGAUCUUCGCAACAAGAAAAGUGCUCAACUUCUCAAGUACAACCCAGUUCACAAGAAGAUCCCAGUUCUUGUUCAUGGAGAGAAGCCGAUUUGUGAGUCCAUGGUCAUCAUCGAAUAUAUAGAAGAAACAUGGCCGCAGAACCCCUUGCUGCCCACUGACCCUUAUGAAAGAGCCAUGGCCAGGUUCUGGGUUAAAUUUGCUGAUGAUAAGGGUCCUGCAAUCUGGAGGGCCUUCAAAUCAGCAGGCGAAGAGCGAGAGAAUGCCAAGAAAGAGACAUUGGAGAUGCUGAGAACUAUUGAAGAGCGCGCAGGUCUGGAAAAUAAGAAGUUUUUUGGAGGAGACAACAUUGGUAUUGCAGACAUAGCCUUCGGAUGGUUUGCUCGUUGGUUUGGAGUCAUUGAAGAGGUGGCUGGGUUGAAGCUUUUUGAAGCCCAUGCUUUUCCUCGCUUGCAUGCAUGGACUAACAAUUUCAAGGAGGUGCCUGAAAUCAAAGAAAACCUUCCUGAUCGUGAUAAAAUGGUGGCCCUCUUUAGUGGUCUUGCUUAAGAAUAAAGGCAAACUUUGUUGGAAUCUCUCAUGUGCUUGUUUCGGCAGAGUUCCAACUAUCUCCAAUUUCAUUUCUGUACUGCUUUACCUUCCGGUACCUCUUAUCUUUCAAUUCUGCUCGUAUAUCAAUAAUGAGAUUAACGGAGUUGUCUAUGGUACAUGGAUGUUUAUUAUACACUCAUUUAUAUCUUAUUGAACCAAAA
Rosa rugosa (rugosa rose) is the source of this 968-nucleotide messenger RNA. Its product is annotated as probable glutathione S-transferase. Gene Ontology annotation, biological process: glutathione metabolic process. Gene Ontology annotation, cellular component: cytoplasm. Bases 115 to 765 code for a protein of 216 amino acids. Lineage: Eukaryota; Viridiplantae; Streptophyta; Magnoliopsida; Rosales; Rosaceae. The transcript has 2 exons. The record is from RefSeq and is a predicted model, not a curated record. Gene Ontology annotation, molecular function: glutathione transferase activity.